GGAGGAGGAGGAGGAGGAGGAAAAGAAGAGUAUUUGUAGUCCCCAGCCUCUCAAAUUGUGAUGGUGUUGUGAGGGUUUAAUAGCACCUGACUAGCUUUGGUAUGUGGUGAUGACCUUUUUAUGUUGACGUGCUGGUAGUGACGGUAAUAGUGGUGGUGAUGGCUCUGAUGAAUACAGCUAAUGGUGAAUGUAGUAGUUCUGGUGGUAAUGGUGAUUGGCUGUGGUGAGUGGUGGUGAGGUGGUGUUGGUCGCUCGCUGCCUUCGCGCACAAAUUUCCCUCGGUGGCGGCGGCGGGAGUCGGCGGGGGUCGGCGGGGGGCGGCGCGGUGUCGGGUUCCAGCGGUAGUCAGUGUGGACGGACGGGUUGGCGGCGCGGGUCAGGCUGCGGGGGUUCCCAGCGAGAGGAACAUGUGAGGCGCCACGAGUCACGAGGAGCUGUCACGAGAGGAGACAAGGAACCGCUGUAACUCCCAACCCUGGUGACGCUGGUGACCUUUCCGCCGCCACGCCCCUGGGACGCUAUUAUGUCGCGGUGCUGGAUUUAUAGACACGGGGACAGCGACGCCAACUCUUGAACCUCUGAUAGACGCCAGUGACACCAGAUUCGUGACUGUGAUACCUUAUCUUAGUGACACAAGCGGUAUGUCCCCCGUCACCUAAGACACUUGCAAGGCCACAAAGUUGACAACCAGCCCCAGAAUCGUGUAGGCGAGGCAGGAAACACCAUUUUUUUCUCCUGAGGGAGGCACCUACGGCGAGGAGGAGAUGGAGGGCCUGACGCGGGUGUGGGCCCUCAGAGUCCUCCUCCUGCUAGCCUUGUGUGGCGCCCUGGGCGCCGGGCUGCGUGUGUCUGGCGUGCGCGUGCCGCCCGUGGUGGUGUCGGGCUCCGCGGUGGACCUCACCUGCCACUACCACCACAGCACGGACCGCCCCGACCCGCUCUACUCAAUCAAGUGGUACCGUGACGUGAACCAGUUUUAUGAGUACAUUCCAAGACGAGACCCGCCCAUCAGGGUGUACCCGCUGCCCCACAUCCACGUGGACCGCGCGCGCAGCUCGCAGGCGACGGUGGCGCUGAAGGGCGUGACGCGGGAGACGUCGGGCAGCUUCCGGUGCGAGGUGAUGGGCGACAAGCCUUUCUUUGAGACGGACGAUCACGCGGUGAACAUGACGGUGGUGGACGUGCCAUCGUGGGGCCCCGAGGUCUGGGGCGCCGCCACGGGGGCGCGGGUGCGGCCCGGCGAGGUGGUGGCCGUGCGCUGCCUCAUGGGGCCCUCAGACCCGCCGGCGGACGUGAGCUGGACUGUCAACGGCGAGGCGGCGCCGCCCGAGGCGGUGGACCUGCGCCCCCUGGCGCGGGGGCCGCGGGGGCGCCUAGCCCAGGCGUCGGAGCUGCGCGUCACGGCGACGGAGGAGUGGCUGGCGCGCGGCGCCAUGACCCUCACCUGCCACGCCCAAGUGUCCUCCGUAUACCACGCUACCGCCAACGUGACGCUCGUCCACUCCGACUGGCCGCAGCCCGCGGAGUUCGGCUGGUUCUCGGCAGCGCCCGCCGCCCCCCAACAGUCCCUGCUGCUGUGUCUCCUGCUGCUGUUACUCCUGCUCUCCGCUGUGACGCCGCUGUGAGGCAGACUGGCUGACGCUGCGCAGGUAACAACCCCGAGGUGACAAGGCGACGGAGGUGCUUGUGUUCCGUGACUUCCAGGUGCUCCUCUUCCUCCUCCUCCUCUUCCUCCUCCUCCUUUUCCUCUCACCCUCACUCUUCACGCCCUCCCCUCAGCCCUCCCCUCUUUAACCCCUCCCAUAAACUCGUUCCUUUAACGCUCUCUCCCCUUCUCCUGCCCCUAAUCACCACCCUGCUCUUUACUUCUCCCGCUACCCGCUUCCCUCUCUCCUCCCACUGUCCCCGCCCCUCUCCCUCUCUCCCUCUCCUCUCACCUCAUACUGGUACAAAAGAAAGUAAGGAAAAGAAUUCUUCCAUUAUUACGUGUUGUAGGCGACAGGUGUGCGUGACUCAGGUGUGGGCAGGUGAGGCGUGACGUAAUAUGGGUUGUCACGCCCCCCAGCACCGUCUCCUACACCGCCACCGUCACCGUCACUCUCUAUAUGUGACUCCACGCGUGCUAUUGCUGAAUAUGUGCUGAGAUUCUUGAUGUUAAUUCUCUCUCUCUCUCUCUCUCUCUCUCUCUCUCUCUCUCUCUCUCUCUCUCUCUCUCUCUCUCUCUCUCUCUCUCUCUCUCUCUCUCUCUCUCUCUCUCUCUCUCUCUCUCUCUCGUAGGUGUAUCGGCGUAUAACUGUCAUCAUCAUCAUCAUCAUUAUCGUCGUCGUCGUCAUUAUCAUCAUCAUCAUCAUCAGUAUCAGGGUCCUUUUGUUUAAGUUCAAAUCAUAUCGUAGAUUAUGCAGAUAAUUUAUGUGUACGUAUGAGUGUGUAUAGAUUACGUAUGUCGGUUUAUGUUACGUCCUUCUAUUGUUCGAAAGUCAGUGUAUGAAUCAGAUUUUUUUUUACCUUAAGUUUUCAAUAUUCUUUAGGUAGGUUUGGGUUGCGGGAGGAUAAUUAAGGCGUUCACUUGUGUUGUUUUAUAAAAAAGAGUUGGUGUUUGUAGUGUUUAGUUUUUACCUGUGCAAUGAAACUCAAGAAUCACCUGAGGGACUGUACGCGUUAGAAUCUGUGUACAAAAAAAAAAAAAAAAAACGUAUUUAUUUAUAGGGAAAAAAAAUCUAUACAUAUAUACAUUAUUAGUAUACUUACGACGGGAGAAAAAAAUAAUUAUAUACGAUAUCCACAAUUUCCAGAUGAUAACAUACGAAAAAGACGUCUUUGCUCAUUUAUGUUUAAGAUGAAUAUAUGACACAGGUGGAGACGACAGGUAACUAAUUAAAGCGUAAAACGUCUCCAUUACCUGUCAUUUAUCAGUGAGCCAAGCACUCACUCACUCACUCAGCGGCCUCGAAGCUCCGGAACAGCCAUUUGAAGCCCGUAGUUGACUUUCACUUUUUUUUAUGAACCUUUUGAAUGAAGCAGUAUUCGUUGUCUCGCAGUGUUUCUUAAGCAUUGAAACACAUACUUGAGGUGUUCAUCAUUGUGCAAAUCCAUUGAGCGUUGACUGAAAAAGGCAAAUAUGUCAGUAAUUCGUUUUUUUUUUGGUUGUACAUUCUACGUGGAUUUAAAAAGACAGACUCUGAGAAAUAGAUGGAAGACAAAAAGAGGAGAGAAGUAAAAGGACGAGGAGGAGGAGAUGGAAAGACUAAUAGGAGGAGGAGAGCAAUAGAAAGAGUAAGAGAAGAGAGAAGAAAUGAAAGAAGGACGAGAGAAACGAAACACAGAGGAGAGAAAAGACACAGACGGGCAAGGAGGAAGUAUGAAAAGAGAAAACGAGUCAAAGGUAAGGAAAGAAAACGGGAAAUCGACACAGGAUCAAGAGGCGGCUUCCCUUUCCUCGGCUCGUGUCCCUUGCAUUGUUAUUAUCGUGUGCUGGGUAAGGUAGUGGUUCCUCGAGCGUGUGUUGUGUUUGCGCGGCCAGACUGAAGCCCGGAAUAUGAUGGGAGGGACCAGCAGCAAGGACGAGGAGGAGGAGGAAAGGGAAUGGCCAGUUUAUCCCUGUAUCUCUCUGGUUGUCAUGUCUUUUCUGCUUCUUCUUCUUCCUCUUCUUUUCCUCUUCCUCCUCUUCCUCAGCAGACUUCCUGACAUCCGAAAUAAACGUAACUGCUUUGUUUUGUGUAUGUUGAAAGACACAUGUUAUCUCCUCCUCCUCCUCCUCCUCCUCCUCCUCCUCCUCCUCCUCCUCCUCAUUCCAUCCAUUUCUCCUUUCUCCACCAGUCAUCCCCUCAGUAGCAUGAAAGAACUCUCACCUUCCUUCCUUCUUUCCUCCUUCCUUCCUUCCUCUUAAGCUACUUCUUUUUCUUUCUUUUACCUUUUCCUUCCUUCAUUUCCUCCUUCUUUCCUUGUGCAACCGACUUCCCUCAUCUUUAAGUCUCCAUCACUUUCCCAUCACUCUUCUUUUCUCUAUCCCUCUUCUUCUCUCCUCCUCCUCCUCCUCCUCCUCCUCCUCCUCCUCCUCCUCCUCCUCCUCCUCCUCCUCCUCCUCCUCCUCCCUCUCUUGGUUCAGGAAACGCUCAUAGGAGUUUCGUGCGAUGAGGAAAGUAUUAAAAUAUAGGCCGAGUGCUCGCUCACACACACACACACACACACACACACACACACACACACACACACACACACACACACACACACACACACACACACACACACACACACACACACACACACACACACACACACACACACACACACACACACACACACACACAAAAGAAUCACUGGCAUGUCCACAGAAUUUAACGUACAUAGACACAUACCCACAUACAAACACACAUACAUACAUAUAUAGACACACGCACAUACACACCCACAGCUACAUACAUUCAUACAUACACAUACAUACAGGUGUCUUCCUUCCUCUAGCAGGUGUGUGGUGAUGUACAUACCUACCGCUGCCAAUAAACAUAUCCAUGUGUA
This is a messenger RNA of Scylla paramamosain (green mud crab), 4515 nucleotides long. RefSeq lists its product as uncharacterized. The record is from RefSeq and is a predicted model, not a curated record. Bases 765 to 1625 code for a protein of 286 amino acids. The transcript has 7 exons. NCBI's taxonomy places the organism in Eukaryota, Metazoa, Arthropoda, Malacostraca, Decapoda, Portunidae.